Messenger RNA from Syngnathoides biaculeatus (alligator pipefish), 2603 nucleotides. It is a transcript of the gene nmbr, whose product is annotated as neuromedin B receptor. The transcript has 5 exons. The record is from RefSeq and is a predicted model, not a curated record. Gene Ontology annotation, biological process: G protein-coupled receptor signaling pathway. Gene Ontology annotation, molecular function: G protein-coupled peptide receptor activity. Gene Ontology annotation, cellular component: membrane. The coding region runs from base 918 to 2033 and encodes 371 amino acids. NCBI's taxonomy places the organism in Eukaryota, Metazoa, Chordata, Actinopteri, Syngnathiformes, Syngnathidae.
AUGUGUCACAUUUUUCACUUUUACCCUAACUACAAAGCCUAAUCCCAAAUGCAUCCUCAAGGAAAACAAAGUGCAGAGUUUUUCUGUUUCUGAACUUGAAGUUGGUUCAUUCUGUGUUGUGACAUAAUCCCUAACAUGGCUCUUGAACAUGAACAUCCAUUACUGAAUAAGAUCAUUGUCAGCGCCUUUCCUAAUGAAAACUAGACGUACCAGCACAGGGGUGCUCAAUGUGUCGAUCGCGAUCGGCAGUUUUGGUUAAUCGUGUGACGGCGUGUCAAAAAAAAAAAAAAAAAAAAAGUCAGUCUAUCGUCCAUCUCGUCGCUUGAUUCCGUGUGGCAGAUACGUCGAGGCGCGUUCUACCCAGCUGGCCUCCUAUUUACGGUCUCUCUUUUGGUUUGUCAGUCGCAGCAAUGCGCGCGUGCACCCCCACGAAGAUCGCAAGAGGCUGGCAUAGGUUGAUUUGCAUUGUAGGAAACAAUCAUGUCAACUAAGUGUAGUCUGCUCAUUAGCGUGGCGUAUACAAGGAGUUAGCUCAUCCACUUUUUCCAGGUUUGGUCACACAUUACCUGUGUAGCGAUGAAGACAAAUUUUUGACAUUUGAAGACAUUUUUAAAUGUACACUCCCCGCUUGACUUGGUGGUGGUGCUGAUGUAGAUGAUAAUGACGAUGAUGACGUAAUCCCUAACAGACAAAGCAAAAUAAAUGAGAAGAUUGCGUGAGGGUGAUUGUUGAUGAGGCGGGUUUAAAAUGAGAAUUAGGAUGGGAGCAAACGAGUUGAGUGACGAAGAUCGAAGCGGCUUCCUUUCUCUCUGUGGUGUGGGUGUGCGUGCACGCUCGCGCGUCAGAGCCACUGAAGGAGUCUUCCUCGGCUCACGCACGUCUCGAGCUUUUACGCGCCGGCACUUGCUGCGGUCUACAUGGACGACGACAUCCUGAACAAGCUCGGGGCCGAGGCUACUGGAGCCAAUUCGAGCGAGGAGCCCGGCAGCGGGGAGUGGAGCGCGCACGCGGCGGUGCGCGGCGUCAUGACCACGGCGUACGCGCUGAUCGUGCUGGUGGGCGCGCUGGGCAACGUGACGCUGCUGAAGAUCUUCGUGAGCACCGGCGCCCUGAGGAGCGUGCCCAACAUCUUCAUCAGCAGCCUGGCGGCGGGCGACCUGCUGCUGCUCGUCACCUGCGUGCCGGUCGACGCCUUCCGCUUCUUUUCCGACGACUGGAUGCUCGGCGAGGCCGCGUGCAAGCUGCUGCCCGCAGUGCAGCUCACCUCCGUCGGCGUGUCCGUCUUCACGCUGACGGCGCUCAGCGCCGACAGAUACAAGGCCAUCGUGAAGCCCAUGGACAUCCAGACAUCCAGCGCAGUCUUGCAGACCUGCUUAAAGGCCGCCGCCGUCUGGCUGCUGUCCAUUUUGCUUGCCAUUCCCGAGGCAGUCUUCUCCCAAGUGGUCCACAUGCAGAGGGGCACCGAGAACGUGACCUUCAUCAACUGUGUGCCGUACCCUCUGUCCGAUCAGACUCACCCCAAGGUCCACGCUGUCGUACUCUUCCUGGUCUACUUCCUGGUCCCGCUGACCGUCAUUUCCGUGUACUACUACCACAUUGCGUGUACGCUCAUGCACAGUGCGCAUGACAUGCCGGGCGAGGUCAGCGAGCACACCAAGAGACAGAUGGAGACGAGGAAGCGCUUGGCCAAGAUCGUGCUGGUGUUUGUGGCUUUGUUUGCAGUCUCCUGGCUCCCCAACCACAUCCUAUACCUCUACCGCUCCUUCCGCUACCAGCAGGUGGACCUGUCGCUAGUGCACCUGCUGCUAACGUUGCUAGCUCGCGUCCUCAGCUUCUCAUCGUCCUGCGUCAAUCCGUUUGCGCUCUACCUGCUCAGCAACAGCUUCCGACGACACUUCAACAGUCAGCUGCGAUGCGGCAGCGUGCAUCCUGACCGUCAGGCGAGCUACCAGCACAGUACAUCCCACAUACGUCUGACCUCCAUCAAAAGGGCCACACCCCCCAUCGCCACGGGCAACAGGCAGGAAGUGUGACCGGGAGGAUGAGGUCAUGUGACUGCCGGCUUGGCUCAGAUUGGUUGCGUGCUGAAAUGUUACUUAAUGAACUCGAGUUUCAUGCUUGCGCUGGCGUCAGCCAUCUUUGUUUGGUGAUGUCACUGUGCUGUGUCAACUGUAAUAAAAGUGCACAAACUCUGUCAGUCUGCGCGUGGUGUGUUUAUGUGCACGCUAAAUUAAAUCACUGAGGAACUCUUAAAAAGAUACUGUACUUUUUGCAAUCGUGAAUUUGAAUGCACGGUGAUUUUCAAAUAUGGUUUACUACUUUGAAAAUGGCGUCUCGACUAGAGUGAAGUCAAGAACUUAAUCCACUCUACCAUACACCCAACACGCCCCAUUUGGCCAGGUAGUGCCUCUGAGCACUAAAGGCCCAAGACCAGCUCCACUGCACUCGGGUCGCCUGGGGGGCCCGACAGGGGUGCGGAGACGGGACCGCCAGACACCCGCCGCAGUCCCCGCCCACCCAGGCUAACCACAUCCUUGUGCUCCCCGGGGACCCGAGAGCCACGAGCACGGCACGAGCCGGGACUCGGACCGGGCGCGGGGGAC